Molecule: messenger RNA, 2012 nt
Organism: Tarenaya hassleriana
Lineage: Eukaryota; Viridiplantae; Streptophyta; Magnoliopsida; Brassicales; Cleomaceae
Product: pentatricopeptide repeat-containing protein At3g02650, mitochondrial-like
Exons: 2
Coding region: 144-1901 (585 amino acids)
Molecular function (GO): protein binding
Source: RefSeq, a predicted model, not a curated record
GCUCGAGUUUCGUAAAUAGACAAACACCCUCUAUGCUCCCCUCACUCCUCGCACGACACGGUCUCCCCUCGCCGUCGUCCAUCGCGCUCAGCUCACAGGUUCAGGUUCAGGGCAGCAUCGUGAAGAUAAGGGUUUAGAGAGAUAUGUGGAGAUCAAUUGUGUCGAGAUCGCGAAAUGUAUCGAGGAGUCUCAGCGGAAUUCGGACCUCAAAGGCUCCUUCAUCUGUCUCUGUGGCUGAAUCUGAUCCUCAAUCAAUCCAGAGAUCCUCAUCUCUAGUUGCUUUUGCUCGAAACAUCAGUUUCUUCUCUAUGAAUGCUGCUGAAGAGAAUCCUAUUUCACCCGGCCCCGAGAUUGCUUUGGUCGAAUCAGAUGUCUCUCCAGGAAGGGAUGUUCAUGGAGAAUUGGAUGCUUCCGAUCUGGGUUUUGCCGAAAGUGACGGUGCUGAUGGUCUUAUCGCCGAAGCCACUGUCGAUGCUGAUGGAGAUGGUGAUGGUGAUGUUGGGGGAGGAAAUGUUGAUGAUUGGAUAGAUGAGGUGUACGAGGUUGAUGUCGAAAAGUUAGAGUCUGUGCUGUCUUUGUUACGGAGUGAUGAACAGUCUUUAGAGUUCUGUCUUAAGGCCAUUGAUGUUGAUUUGCAUGUAGAUUUUGUGAUCAGGGUAUUGGAGUCCCCAGGAAUUUCAGGUGGGAACUUGAUUAGGUUCUUCAAGUGGGCAAUGGGUAGAAAAGGGUUUACCGUUACUACUACUGUUGUGGAAGCUCUUGUUCUGCAAAUUUCGGGUGAAACCAGAAGGAUGGAUGCUUAUAGUUUGUGGGAUUUGAUCAGGGAGAUAGGCGAAAAGGAGAGCAGUGUUCUGAAUUUGGGGAUAAUGAAUGAGUUGAUAGCUGCGUUAGGGAAGCUUAAUAAACCAAAAGCUGCUUUUGAUGUGUUUAGUAAAAUAGAAGAGUUUGGGUUCAGUCCAGAUGGAAAGACUUACUACCUGACACUGGAAGCCCUUUGCAAGCGCUCCUUUACGGAAUGGGCAUGUUCGGUUUGCGAGAAGAUGAUUGCGGUAGGUAUUUUACCAGAGAGCAGUAGGGAGGUUGGUAACAUCAUAACUUUGUUGUGUAAGGAAGGAAAAGCCAUAGAAGCUCAAUCGGUUUACAUGCUGGCCAAGACAAAAGACAAGUACCCGCCUCGUAAAUCUACCGUUACACUGAUAAAUUCUCUCUGCAAAAACGAUGAGACUGUGCCAUUAGCUCAACAGAUGUUGGGUGAUCUCACCGGAGAAGACAGAAGGCAGGGAAUCAAGCCGUUUUCUGACGUAAUACGAGGUUUAUGCAGGACGAAAAACGUGAGAGACUCAAAAGCCUUGCUUCUGGAUAUGAUCUCGAGAGGGCCACCUCCCGGGAACGCGGUCUUCAACUCGAUAAUCAACGCAUGUUCAAAAGCUGGAGAACUGAACGAAGCGAGAGAGAUGAUCAAGUUGAUGGAAAGUCGGGGAUUGAAACCGGAUUUGUACGCAUACACAGUCAUCAUCAGCGGUUAUACGAAAGCGGGGCUGAUGGAUGAAGCAUGUGAAGUUCUUGCAGAAGCCAAAAGGAAGCAUAAGAAGCUAACUCCGGUAACUUAUCAUACACUAGUGCGUGGGUAUUGCAAGAUGGAGGAAUACGACAAGGCUAUGAAACUGUUGUCUGAAAUGGACCGUUUCGGCGUGAAGCCCAAUGCGGAUGAGUACGGUAAGCUGAUACAGUCGCUUUGCCUCAAGGCCCUGGAUUGGAAGACAGCCGAAAAGCUGGCCGAGGAGUUGAAGGAGAAGGGUUUGUAUCUGAAUGCUAUUACUCGGGGUCUGAUACAUGCGGUGAAAGAGCUGGAAUCCGAAGCCUUAAAGAAUGCGGACGAGAAAUUACUAGCCGAAGCAUAGUUUUUUUAUUCCUUUUUGUAAUCGCAUCAUGGAGGUGAAACGACAUCGUAUGAUGUGCUGUACAAAGACCAUGGCUCCUCCUAAUAAGAUUUCCUUUUUUGCAUUUUGCCA